This is a messenger RNA of Pieris brassicae (large cabbage white), 2860 nucleotides long. RefSeq names its product iron-sulfur protein NUBPL (gene Nubpl). Gene Ontology annotation, molecular function: ATP-dependent FeS chaperone activity; ATP binding; 4 iron, 4 sulfur cluster binding. Bases 328 to 1275 code for a protein of 315 amino acids. Lineage: Eukaryota; Metazoa; Arthropoda; Insecta; Lepidoptera; Pieridae. The transcript has 5 exons. The record is from RefSeq and is a predicted model, not a curated record. Gene Ontology annotation, biological process: mitochondrial respiratory chain complex I assembly; iron-sulfur cluster assembly. Gene Ontology annotation, cellular component: mitochondrion.
GCCAAAACAGCCCUAGCUGAACUGUAAAGGCCCUUAAGGCCAACAACGAAAUUCGAUUUAAAAAAAAAAGAUUGGUAAUAUAACAGCUGUUAACAGUCAAGUGUCACUAUUUGAUUGGAACUUACAAAAUAGUGAUUUGUGUAUAUUAUAGGGUAAUAACUAUUAGCUUUUGUAUUUGUACUAGUUAGUAGCGCGUGACGAAUUUUAUUUAGAUAAAACGAAGUGGUGUUUUUCCCGCAAACAUAUAAUAAAAUUAUAAAAAACUUACAAGAAAGUACUUGGAUUUAAAAUCACGGUCACAGUUCUUAGUAGACAACAACGAGAAAAAUGAAGUUGCAAAAAGUUUUACCGCGAAUACAUGGUUAUUUAUCUAAUUUAAAUACCAGCACACCUUUAUGCUAUACAACCAGACUUCAACAUGAUAAAAUAAAUGUUAACGAGCAUAGAGCUAAAGUUAUGGCUCGAGGCUUACCAGAAAAGAAACCAUUACCUGGUGUAAAAAAAAUAAUUCUUGUUGCAUCAGGGAAAGGAGGAGUGGGGAAAACUACUACAGCUGUUAACCUUGCCUGUGCAAUGAAAGUUAUAGAGCCUAAUAAAGAGAUAGGUUUAUUGGAUGCAGAUGUGUUUGGUCCAUCUGUGCCUAUUAUGAUGAAUAUAAGCGGAGAACCUAUGCUUAAUGACAAUCACUUAAUAGAACCUCUUAUAAACUAUGGUGUUAAAUGCAUGUCAAUGGGUUUGUUAGUGGCUGGCGAAAAUGCAGUGGUCUGGCGUGGUCUAAUGGUGAUGCAGGCUUUGGAAAGACUGACCAGGCAUGUAGCUUGGGGGCCACUUGAUUGUCUGGUUGUAGAUACACCUCCUGGCACUGGAGACACACAUUUAUCACUUGCACAGAACUUGCCUAUUGAUGGGGCUAUUGUGGUAACAACUCCCCAAUCAGCAGCACUACAAGUUACAAAGCGAGGUCUCAACAUGUUUGAAAAACUCAAAGUUCCCAUCAUUGGCCUUGUAGAAAACAUGUCUCAUGCUAUUUGCAAGAAUUGUGGCACAAGGAAUUUCAUUUUUGGAAACGAGACUAAACAGAUGGCUGAACAAAUGGGUUUGGAAAUUAUAGAAAGCUUUGAGGUUGACCCUGAUAUGUCAGAAUGUAUAAACAGUGGCAAACCAGCAAUAUAUGCCCUACCAGAUAGCAUACACGCAGAAAAAUAUCGUCAGCUAGCAAAUAAGGUGUUUAAGUAUCUAUCAAGUAAGGAUCAAAAAGAAGCUAUUGCCAAGUAAAGUUAAGCAUUACUGUGACAAAGAGCAUGUAAAACUACUCUUUGGAAUAUGCAUAGGAAAAUGUAUUUACUGAAUCCUAAAUUGAGUUUGUUAUGGUUGCCUUGUGUUGGAAGGACUAGGUCUCUAAGUAUGCAGCUCUUAAAUUUUAUUGCAACCUUUUCUUACAAGGUAAGUAAGUGUAUAGGAUAGUGAUCCAAUAUCUUAAAUUAUAUGGACACUAAUAAUGCCUAGUGUUUUUUAUGAUCAUGAAUAUUGAAGUAAGAUCAUCAAUAUAUGUGUGAAUACUGCAAACAAUUGGAAUCCUUAAUUGGUAUGUAGUUAUAAUGCAAUACAUACAACAGCUAUAAUUUUCUAAAAGUACAAAAAUUUUAAGAAUUUUAUUUUCACUAAAUAUAAUACCACCAUGAAAGUUUAGGUUUGAUAUAAUGCGACAAAGUUCAGGUGGAUUAAGUUGCCUGGGGAAGAAAUAUGUUUUAGUAUAUUUAUAUACACAAACCCCAGGGACCAAUUUUUUAUUGUAUCCUGUUGUACAUUUUGUUUUAUCGGAUCGGAUAUUAAACCAACUUUUAGUUGAAAUGUAAUAUGCGAAAAGGUUUAAUUCGAAAUCUCACAUUUUAAUUAAAAUAGAAAAUCUAGUUGUUGCAAUUUUGUUUAUUAAAUAUUUUACAAAUAAAUCUGUUAUAUCAAAUGAUGUUGUGUUUCUUAAACAAUUAACACUAUGGCAAACUUGGCUUCUUUAUAUUCAGGGAAAAGACAAAAUAAAUGAAAUAAAAAUACUAUAAAAAUAUAUCUUUUAAAUAUGUACAGUUUCAAAUACAUGGUAAAUAGUAGAUAAAUGAAUUUAAGUACAGUGUUUAUACUGUCCUAAGUAAAUUCGGAAUAAAUUUUAAAAACUUCAAGGCAAACAACAAUUUAGAAUUAUAAAAGCGAGAAAGUCACAGAGAGGAGUACGACACUUUAAAAUAUAAGUUGUAUAUAAAAAUUGGAUUGCUAUACUAAAAUAUAAUAAUUGUCACCAACACUCGAUGCGUUUCAUAAAUUCACACUUGACGCCGAUAGUUAAAUCUAUUAUAGAUGUAAAAACUUAUUGCUUAGUUUGCGCGCUUUAUAACUCAAUAAUUUACUUGAAAUUGACCAUUAGAGGUUGAUACAAACUUAAAUCUUUGCAAUAUAGAAUAACAAAAGGUGUAAAAUCAGCUUAAUUCACCUAAAACUAAUUGGGCCACUAAAACAAUGACGGAAAUCCAAAGUUUUGCUAAUCUAACAGAUUAUAUAGGAAUGUUAAGAUUAUGUUUUAAUACUACUCCUAGCCAAUAAAUGGCAUUAUUUAGAUCAUGGUUAAUUGUCAGCAGUCAAAGUCUGAUUACCAAUUGUCAGUUUUAAAAUUAAAAUACCACAACCAUCAAAAACGUGCAAACUAAACAGUAUGGCGUAUAGUUACAUAACACGAUAACCUCAUUCACAACAGCCUAGUUAACAACAAUGUCCCUUCACAAAGUUCGCACUACCACUUCUUCUUGUGUUCGUCCAUACUCACUCCACCCGGCCCGAGGUACACAAUCAUUAGAAGACCCCCAAUCACUGA